GCCGAGCGGGGGCGACCUCCUUCACGUGGCGGAAGGUUGUCUGGCAGCCACCCCUCAAGCGCACCUACAAGCGCCCGCAGACCUUGGCCUGGAAGGUGGUGCUUCGAUGGUUUAUGCACAUACAGAAGGGGCGCCACAGACUUCGUACGCUGGUCACCAGGCUUCAGAUGGCCCAUGUUCUUUGUGAUAGUGAUCCGCCCCAGCGCGCAGUCAUACUUCAGGCUUUCAGUGAAGUUGGUGGGUACCUCCGUAACAUCAUGCGCAGCCAAGUGGUGCUCCACCAGAUGCCUGAGAAUGUGCAGGCUUUCCUGAAAUCUGGGCUGCAGGUCUUGGUUGCACCUGGCUUCGAGGACCUCCUGCGCUCGGUCGGGAACGAGGCCACUCGGCUGCGCAAGGAGGACCAGCGGGAAUCCUACCGAGCUUGGAUGCAGUUCCAACGUAAGGCCUUUCAGUCAGGGGCCUCUAUUGCUCACCGUGUCACCAAGGUGCGGCCGCUGGAGCAGGCCGCAGAGUGGCCAUGUCUUCCGAAGCGUGACGCCGACACCCUGAGGAAGGUGACACUGACAUUCCCUAGAAAGACCUCGACGGGGCCCUGCGCAUUACACCCACGCUUGCUGUGGCACUUGUCAGAUGAGUCGCUCGAGAUGCUGGGCAGCUUCUUUGCAAGGUGCGAGCAACUGCUCGCAUGGCCUGCAGAUCGGCUCUGGUCGAUGAUGUGUCGUAUUCCCAAGGCUGAUGAGGGACAUCGCCUGAUUGCGGUGGUCCACACUUUCCAGCGCAUUUGGGGCAGGGCCCGACGUGGCAUAUCUCGGCAGUGGGAGCAGCAGCAUCGCACGGACAAUGUGUGGGGCAACAGGUCCCGCUACACCUCGUCGGACAGCGCUUUUAGCCACAACUUGGACUCGGAUGUGGCUGUGCUGAGGGGCCAGUUCAGUGCGACGGUCUUACCAGAUCUCACGAAGGCGUUCGACAUGGUGCGGCCGUCGCAGCUGUUUCGCGAGGGCUGCUUGCUUGGCUAUCCACCGAAGAUGCUGUACAUGUUGCUCAAGAUGUACGCCCAGCCGAG
Prorocentrum cordatum is the source of this 1066-nucleotide messenger RNA. The record is from the annotation of a GenBank genome assembly. NCBI's taxonomy places the organism in Eukaryota, Dinophyceae, Prorocentrales, Prorocentraceae.